This is a messenger RNA of Erigeron canadensis, 1394 nucleotides long. RefSeq names its product 1-aminocyclopropane-1-carboxylate oxidase homolog 1-like. NCBI's taxonomy places the organism in Eukaryota, Viridiplantae, Streptophyta, Magnoliopsida, Asterales, Asteraceae. The coding region runs from base 43 to 1152 and encodes 369 amino acids. The transcript is spliced from 3 exons. The record is from RefSeq and is a predicted model, not a curated record.
UCCUAAUAGUAUAGUUGCCAACCAAGAAAUAUAUACACAAAGAUGGUUCUUGAUAACACAUCCUCAAUAAUCCAACCUGAUUACGAUCGUAAAGCUGAACUAAUAGCAUUCGAUGAAACCAAAACCGGUGUCAAAGGACUUGUCGAUACUGGAAUCACGAAAAUCCCACGUAUAUUUCUCAUACCUUUAGAUGAAAACAUCAAAUCGUCUGACCAACCAUUACUUCCAAAACCAAUUCCUCCAACGAUCGACUUAAAUGGAAUCAAUGAAGACCCAACAAGGCGAAAGGAGGUGAUAGAGAAAGUGAAGGACGCGCUAGAGAGCUGGGGGUUCUUUCAGAUUGUGAAUCAUGGAAUUCCGGAAAGUAUGCUAGAAGAUAUGAAGAAAGGGGUGAUUGGGUUUCAUGAACAAGAUAGUGACGUCAAGAAAGAGUGGUACACAAGGGACGGGCAAUGUAAGGUGGUUUAUAACAGCAAUUUUGACUUGUAUGCUGCACCGGUUACUAACUGGAGAGACACUCUUUUAUGCUCUAUGGCUCCUAAUCCUCCUCAACCCGAGGAGUUACCACCACCUUGCAGGGAUAUAUGGCCAGAGUACUCGAGUCGUGUGUUAAAGCUUGGAGGUUGUCUGUUAGAGUUAAUAUCGGAGGUUCUUGGACUCCAUCCUAAUCACCUUUUGGAAAUGGGGUGUGCUGAAGGCCUUGCUGUUCUUGGCCAUUACUAUCCUUCUUGCCCACAACCUGAGUUAGCAAUAGGUACCCCCAAUCACACCGACAGUAGUUUCAUCACAGUUCUUCAACAAGAUCAUGUUGGUGGCCUCCAAGUGUUUUAUCAGAACCGGUGGAUAGACGUUCCUCCCAUCCCCGGAGCUCUAGUAGUAAAUGUGGGCGAUCUACUACAGUUGAUUACAAAUGACAAGUUUGUAAGUCCACAACACAGAGUGUUAGCAAACAAGAACGGUCCAAGAGUAUCAGUGGCUUCGUUCUUUUCAACAAACAAGAUUCCAACCUUGAAAGUGUUCGAGCCGAUUCAGGAGUUGCUUUCUGAAGCGAACCCAGCCAAGUAUAGGGGCACAACAGUGAAAGAAUAUGCAGAUUACUACUCGGCAAAGGGACUUGAUGGCACUUCUCCCCUUUUACAUUUCAAGAUCUAGCUCCCUCGCUCAUAGUAGUUUACGCUAAAUAUCAUGGCUUGAUUCAAGAUGAAACUUAGUCUUAUGGUUGUCAUAUACUCCGUAGUAAUUUCUUCUUCUAGUUUGAUGAUUUUCAUAUACAUACCGUAUGUAAAAAGAUACUGAUCGUCCAAAUUUUCAUUUGAAACUAUAUCCUCACUUCAAAAUCUCUUGUAAUCCACAAGGAUUAACAUAUAAAUAAACGUUCAAUGUUUAUAUGAUCA